Messenger RNA from Pelmatolapia mariae (spotted tilapia), 10641 nucleotides. RefSeq names its product CASK interacting protein 1 (gene caskin1). The transcript is spliced from 24 exons. Gene Ontology annotation, molecular function: protein binding. NCBI's taxonomy places the organism in Eukaryota, Metazoa, Chordata, Actinopteri, Cichliformes, Cichlidae. The coding region runs from base 662 to 5569 and encodes 1635 amino acids. The record is from RefSeq and is a predicted model, not a curated record.
GAGAGCGCGAGCGCACGCGGAGCUGUGGCUGCAGCCGCGUCACCGCUGGGCUGCGUUUACGACGCAAAGCACACGAGCGGCACAUCCUCGGCAGAUACGAACAGGCGCGCACCCGCCUUCAAACGCACAACCAUUUACGCGCAGUGUGUCUGAGCCUGCGAGGCUUCUCCGUUUGACUCCUUCCUCCCGGUGACCGUCGGUUAAUCGUUUAAUAUCGAGGGCAGCUGCAGCGGGGGUGAGACCGAGGAGCCUCCGGCCGGUGAGGCGAUUCCGGGAACCCCCACCACUCAAAAUACGACGCACGCGACGCCGCCGCGCGGCUGCUGGGAUCUCGAACGGCCCGUUAGCCUCCGGUCCCGUCUCCAUUCAGCAGCGCUGCACGUAGCCGUGGGAGAACCCGAGAGCAUCCCUCCAUCCCACCCAGCCUAUCCCCACCCCCCUCCCCUCUUUCUCUCCCCCCCUCUCUCUCUCGCUUUCAGCCCCUCUGGACCCGUGCUAUGCCGGAGCUCUAGGGGAGAGAGGAGGGGGGGUCUCAUCAAGCCAGGGACCUGGGGGGGUGGGAGGAAGGAGGCUUUUCGUGGCCGGGGUGUAGACGUACCCUCCGCGUGGCGAGGCGCCUCUGUAUCGGAGGAUGCUGGAAUAGAGCGGCCGAGCGCGGAAGAUGGGAAAGGACCAGGAACUGCUGCAGGCGGUGAAGACCGAGGACCUGCUCACCGUGCAGAAGCUGCUGCAGAGGCCCCGGCCAGGGAAAGCAAAGCUCCUCGGGUCUGCAAAGAAAGUGAAUGUCAACUUCCAGGAUACAGAUGGGUUUUCUCCGCUGCAUCAUGCUGCCCUUAAUGGGAACCUGGAGCUCAUCUCUCUGCUGCUGGAGUCACAGGCUGCUGUCGACAUCAGAGACCAGAAAGGUAUGCGGCCGCUGCACUACGCAGCCUGGCAGGGGAAGGCAGAGCCCAUGAAGAUGCUGCUGAAAUCGGGUUCGUCUGUCAACGGCCAAUCAGACGAAGGACAAAUUCCUCUCCACUUGUCAGCACAGCACGGCCACUAUGAUGUGUCUGAGAUGCUGCUGCAGCACCAGUCCAACCCGUGCAUCGUGGAUAACGCAGGGAAAACCCCUCUGGACCUGGCCUGUGAGUUCGGCAGAGUUGGGGUGGUCCAGUUGUUGCUGUCUAGUAACAUGUGCGCUGCUUUGCUGGAGCCCAAAAAAGGAGACACGACCGACCCUAAUGGGACGUCUCCGCUGCAUCUAGCUGCUAAGAAUGGACACAUAGACAUCAUCAGGCUGCUGAUCCAGGCUGGCAUCGACAUAAACAGGCAGACCAAAGCAGGCACUGCCCUGCAUGAAGCUGCCCUCUGUGGAAAGACUGAAGCAGUGAGACUCCUGCUGGAGAGUGGUAUCAAUGCCACUGUGAGAAACACGUACAGCCAGACUGCGCUGGACAUCGUCUACCAGUUCACUGCAACACAAGCCAGCAAAGAGAUCAAACAACUGCUGAGGGAUGCGUCUGCAGCCCUUCAGGUUCGAGCUCUGAAGGAUUACUGCAACAACUAUGACCUGACCAGCCUCAACAUCAAAGCAGGAGAUGUCAUUACGGUUUUGGAGCAGCACCCCGACGGACGCUGGAAAGGCUGUAUCCAUGACAACCGGACAGGAAAUGACCGCGUGGGCUACUUUCCAUCCACCAUGGUGGAGGUCAUCAGCAAACGCACAGGUUUGGCCAGCACAGUCAUUUGCACUCAACAGUUUCAAAAGAUACCGCUGGUUGCCCCGGCGACGGUUGCCCCUGCCAACGCAGUAGUCAACGGCAACGACACCACGUUCCAUCAGAUCCAUAUCCUGCCUCCACCGCCUCCUCCUCCACCACAUUCCCAUCAGCCACUGCUUCCACUUUUCACUUCCUUUGGCUAUAACAGGUCACCCGUGACAAGCCCACAGGGAGACACACCUACUGCCCCAGGUUGUCGCGGCUCAGAGGCAAGUCCUCAAAGUUCUCCUACCCCAUCCAGCGGGCCCCAUGGAGGCUCCAAUGAAGAGAUCUGGGUACUGCGCAAGCCUGUGGCAGGUGGAGAUCGCAGCAGCGUCGGUAGUUCCGGCAGUGUAACCAGUGUGAGGUCAUCAGGCAGUGGGCAGAGUGCUGGCAGCGCUGCACACAUCCUCCACGCACAGGCUGAGGGGGUUAAGCUUUUAGCCACCGUCUUGUCUCAGUCUGCCAAAGCGAAGGAGCAUCUGAUGGAGCAAUCCAAGUCUGUGGAUCAGCCUCCAGGCUCUGCCAGCUCCUCUCGGACAUCGAGCCAAUCAGGCUGUCCACUCCACGAAGCGCCGCCUUAUGAUGCCACGGCAACCAGGAAGGGGGAGGGUCCAUCCGAGGGGAAGAGCUCAGAGGCCGUUGUCCAAUGGCUGAGCGACUUUCAGCUGCAGGUCUACGCUCCAAACUUCCUGGGCGCUGGGUAUGACUUGCCCACCAUUAGCCGAAUGACCCCGGAGGAUCUGACUGCGAUUGGAAUAACUAAACCAGGUCACAGAAAGAAGAUAACAUCAGAGAUUAACAAGCUAAGUGUUACAGAGUGGCUGCCUGAGCAUAAACCUGCUAGCCUAGGAGAAUGGCUAUCUUCUAUUGGUCUAAGCCAGUACCACCAGAUGUUAGUGCAGAACGGUUACGAGAACAUCGACUUCAUCACGGACAUCACUUGGGAAGACCUGCAGGAAAUAGGCAUCACCAAACUGGGCCACCAGAAAAAGCUAAUGCUGGCGGUGAAGCGGCUGGCUGAAAUGCAGCGCAGUUCAGAUGGGCGGGGCUCCCUCCGAAAGAAGCCCCCACCAAUCACACAGCAGCAGGAAGUCAUGUCGAUGGAUAGUCCCCCCCCAGAUGAGGUCAUGUCUCCCAAAAUGAGCACCUUCCAGGACAGCGAGCUGAGCACUGAGCUACAGAGUGCAAUGACCCAGCCAGUUCAGGAGGUCAAAUCUCAGCGAACACGCAGCCUCAGCAAAGACCACGAUGAGGUGCUUACAGGCGGAGGAGGAGGUGGCGGUGGGCCACCUAAGAAGGAGGCCCGGACUAUGAGGCAGCAGAGCAGCCAGGGAAGCACGUCCUCUCACCGAGGCAGUGUAUCCUCACAAGGCAAACAUCGUCACUCUCAUUCUCACUCGCAGCCUGCGCCUCCCUACACACCCCCACACACUCCUACCAAGACCAGGACCUCUUCCUCCUCUUCAACAUCAUCUGUGCAGAGCACGUCUUCCCCACAGGCCAAGCCCAAGCCGUCCCCACAGUUCAUCCAGGGGGAAAGACCUCAGUCACCGCGCUCACAUCCUCCUCAGUCUCCAACCCAUCGCGGAGCCCCGUGUCAGCUUCAGCCCCAGCAGCAGCAACCUCAAAUGCAGCCGCAGCACCAGGCUCACCCUCACCCUCACCCUCAACACCACCCACAGAUGCAGGCGAUGGAGGUCAGGGAGAGUCAGCAAGUCCCAGUCCUCUGUCUGCCACCAGAGGCAGAGUUAGCAGAGGAAGAAGGACCAAAGAACUCAUCUGUCCAGAAUAAACGCGCUCACACGCUCAACCGAUACGCUGUCUCAGAUAGCGAGUGUGAUGAGAGAGCAGGAGGAAGAGGAGGGGGUGGAGGAGAAGCAGAAGCUGACGUUGUAAGCCAGAGCUCAGCCGCUGUGAGAGGGGAGGGAGGGAAAUACGCCACAGUAACACACCGAGUCAGCCGUAGCCACUCCGUACGCAAUCAGGAAAAGGGCGCCAACCGAAACCAGAGCCAGUCGUUUGCUCUCCGUCAGAAGAAAAAAGGCCCACCCCCACCGCCGCCCAAACGCUCCAGCUCAGCCAUCUCCACCUCCAACUCCAACCUGACAGAUGCCAACACACAGCCGAAUACGCUCACCACUACUGGGGGGAUGCUGGAUGUGCCUUACUACCAACAACGGCGAGCCAGCGACCUGGGGGUGUCCGUGGAGACAGCUGCCGUGGAGACGAGCAGCGUUGGCAGUGUGAGGAGCAUUGCCGCCAUGUUAGAGAUGUCUUCUAUAGGGGGAGGAGCCAAAGGCAUGGCAUUGCAGAAGAACUUUUUGCAGGUGGGAAAAACACGUGAUGCCAUUGGUCUGGAUGGCGAGGUGGUAAACCGACGACGGACCAUCAGCGGCCCCGUCAGUGAGCUUGUGGCUGCUGCAAGGCGCGACCAGCCAACUCCUUUGACUUUCCCCUCUCCCUCCACCCAGCCUGAAUCCUCCCCUCCUCCUGUUAAUUCCUCCUCACCCCAACCUCCAUCCUCACCCCACCCCAGCUCAGGAGGCAGUGGCAGCUCUUCAGAGAAUCUGCCUUUUGCAGAGGAGGGAAGUCUGACCAUCCGCCGCCAAGGUCGAGGAGAAGGAGAAGGACAGUGUGUAUUUUGUGUAUGUCUGCAGGGUGACGGCGAGGGUCACCAGGGAGACAGCAGCUACACCCAGGAGGACAUCUCCAAUGUUGAAGCCACGGCGACCUUAAAACGACGACCCCGCAGUUCCAAGCCCCACACCAACGGCUCUGACUUCACCCUUCAAGAGUCAUCCACCGUCAAGCGACGACCCAAGAGCCGCGACAAAGAGCCCGAGGGCUACGCAGACCUGGCCACAGCCAACGGGGAGCCUGCGAACACCGGGCAGCCAAACACCACGCAGCCAGUUCCCUACCAGAACGGCACAGCCACAGUGAAACGCCGCCCAGUGUCUGAUGCUGGAGUGAUCGAGCAACCGCAACCCCAACCUCAACCUCAAACACAACCGCAAGUGACUGCUGCUCCUCGCAGGGACAGCUUGGACCAAGGAGCUCCAGUGGCAAAUGAAGGUGGUCCUGUGAGGAAACCAAAGCCUCCAGUCUCCCCAAAACCUGUAGUGGCACAGAUAAAGAGACAGGGAGGACCUCAGACCCCACCGCAGCCUGUAUCCAACAAACGAGUACCCCUACCAGGUCCGGGGACACCUGGAAGUCCAGUGGAAGGAAAGAAGAUCCCUCCACCAGUUUCGCCCAAACCAGCGCCACCACCCACAGCGCCCAAACCAGCCAAGCUCAUCCACUCUGUAACUGGCCCCGCACUGUCGACCCCAGCCUCUGCCCCGGCCAAGCAGCACUCUGCAGUGGCCCGACAGACCAGUUCACCGCCCUCCUUCCCCCCAUCUAACACUCCCAGCCCGCCGAACGCCAAACCGACGAGCCCUUCCUCCCAGAGUCCCCACACGCCACAGACACCCACCACGCCACAGACACCUCAGACUCCUGCCACUCCCAGCCCAACCCCUCCGCCUGUCAAACCCCCACGAUCCUCCAUCGGGGGGGUGUCAGUGGACAGCGGGAUGUCAGGGGGCGGGGUCACGGCGCCAGCCGCCACGACAACAGAGUUCGGAGUGGAUUCAUUGGUGCACCAGAAGUUGGAGGAAACAAGCGCUUCGCUGGCUGCUGCUCUGCAAGCCGUGGAGGAUAAAAUACUACGACAGGAAGACUCUGUGGCCGAGCAGAAGACCACAGUUAGCAUCCUUGACGACAUCGGCAGCAUGUUUGAUGACCUCGCCGACCAGCUUGACGCCAUGUUGGAGUAACUACAGAAACCAGCCGGUGCGUCUCCUUAGCAACGCUGCAUCAGAAGUGACUCAGUUGGCACAACGGGCAACACGCCUCUCUAUCUCGCACCUUCUCCUCAUCCUUCUCUCUCUCAUCAUUCCCCUCCACCCCUCCCUGUCAUCCGUCCGUCGGUCUGUUGCUGCGCCAUUCCCCUCCUCUUCCUCUCGUCUCCUGAUGAUAAUGGAGCAGCACCGCAGGCCCGGACAGACUUGGCAAGAGAAGGAGAGAGCAAGAAAGAGGAAUAGAUAGAGAGACUAAAAGAGAAAUGUUGAUUGGGGAAAGGACCAAAGACAAGUGAUGGAGGAGAGAAAAUAGAAAAAACACACACAAAUGACGAGAGAUGAAGAAAUGCAACAAAAAGGAGGAGACUGCAAUCAAAAUGUGAGUCUUUAAAGAACUCUUCUGCUCAAAGCGAGCAAAGAAACAAAACCAAUACAGAAUGAAAAACCAACUGUGUAAUGAAUCAUAGUAUGGUAUGUGUACAUUAUAAGCAUGGAGAGUUUAUAUCUACUGAAAAAGUCCUGCAUUAGCACAGUAAUAUAUAAUAUACCGAUAAAUAUGAAUCUUUAGCUCUUUGGUUUGAUGUCUUGGUUCUGUGUGGAAUGGUGACCUCUGGUGUUGUGAUGAUGUAAAUGACUUGAUGGAUUUUUGUUUUGUUUUGUUUUUUAUCCGUGACCAAAACGAGACUAUUCAGCUCCUGAGGUGUGUGUGUGUGUGUGUGUGUGUGUGUGUGUGUGUUGUGUGUGUGUGUGUGUGUGUGUGUGUGUGUUGUGUGCACGCGAGAGAGAGAAGGAGAGCAAUAGGAACAGGGUGGUAGAUGUAUGCAUGUGAGUGUUUCAGGAUCAGAUUCUGUUUCCUGUCCUGGCUGCAUCUCUGCCACAUCUUCGUCAUCACCCUGUACACACACACACACACACACACACACACACACACAGACACAGGAGAAGCACAAUGCAGUCAGAUUGAUUACAGACACACACACACACACACACACACACACACACACACACACACACACACACACGUGUACACAAGGGAGCGUGCACAAUUAAUAAAUAAAAUAAAAAGAGAGAAGGGGAGGGAGAAAACAAAAGCAAGUGUACAGCAGGUUGUGUUUGGGACAAAGUAGGUCAAAUUCAUUUUGGAAACAGUUUGGAAAGGAUUUAACCAUAAGAGGUCGAAGCCACCAUUGGUGAACAUAGAAUACAUGAUUAGAGGCGGGUUAGGGCUUCCACCUACGAUGGCUUAUACCUCAGAGAGCUAAAGGGGUUACAUGCAUUUUGUGAGGUAAGGUAAAGGCAGUAGAGUCAGGCAACUGAGCAAAGCUUAAACUGGUCUUAGCUGCUUCUAAGUACUUUGCACAGUGCAGCACAAGCACCACAGUGAAGCUGAACAUCUAGAGAGACAAAGCUUUGCCACAAACUCAACUCAGCUCAAUGAAAAACUUGUUCUGACUAAAGAGAUAUUGCAAAAAAUUUCAGGUUUCCCAAUGUGUUUAAUUUUCAGCUUUGUGCAAUGGUUGCUACAGAGCACCUGAUACCAUUUUUGGGCCUAUUUGGAGUCCCUGUGCAUUCUAUCUGUCCAAUGCAGAGUCAGAGUAGAGUCUAUAGAGGUUUUUUCCAACACUUAUUAACUGAAAAAACUAAAAACAAGUAUUUGAAAACAGAUCUCAAUAUGUCAUUUAUAAAUGCCCCCACAGCAUGAUACUGCCACCGCCGUGCUUCGUGCUGUGAAUUGUGAUUAUUGAUUAUGACGAGUGUUUUACUCCCCGGGCCAAGCUUCUUCCAGCUGUUUCUCUCCUCUCUGAUCUUAAUGUGUGAAUUCUACUUCACGCCUUCUCACUCAGUCUGAAGCCAUCAGAUUUACAGCUGUAUUGAACUUCCAAGGACUUUCUGUGACUCAACAACAUCCUUGUGUCCGUAGCCCUUUUACAUAGCAGACACGCCACAGCGGGAAAAGCAAAAGUGUAAAUGGAACUACAUUUAAAUGUACCUGUAAAGUCAAUUACACAAAGGUGUUUUCAUUCGAUCUAGAUAUUUGAUUAAACUGUCUGCUAUUAAAGCCUCUUUUUCUUUUGAUAAAACCUAUAUAAAAACUACUUUGAUUCACUGUGUUGGCCAAUAAAAAAAGAUACAGUCUAGCUGAGUCUGCAGACUGCCUUUAGUCAAUGAUUUUCCACUGAAUUCCUAAUAUUCAUGACAAAAUACCUGCAUUUAACCUGUUAAGAAGGUCUUAAGGUACUACUCCUUUACUAAGAUAACACGCUCCCUUCCACUGACAACCUUUCUAUUGCUGUUGUCCCACACACUCCCAAACACCCACCCUAUGUUGCCAUGACAAUCUACAUCACCACCAUUGUAAUCGGCAUUACCAUGGUUACUACACGGUGCGAUCACACCGUGUACAUGGGAUGAAAAUAUAAAAAGUAUUCGAUUGGAGCAAGUGGCGGCAGAGAUCUGUGAAGCCUGGUGGUUUGUUUCGAGUGCAGCUCCUCAAACCAGAAGUUGGCGCAAUACUGAGAUUCUAACUGUACCUCUGCCCAUUAAGAAAAUCAAGGUUUCACAGUACGUUAGCAGCCACACUGUUUAUAUAAAUGAAUAAGAACUCAGAGAAUAGUUGUGGUAUUUAAAUUACGAUCACAUAGAGAUUAUAUAUAUAUGGAUAUUUGAAAAAAAUAUAUAAGAAGAAGUGUAUUUAUGAGUGUGUUUCAUUCUGAAGACUAUUUUUAAAGUAAACAGAUCUAAUCUGAGUGUUGAAUCAGUUUGCUUCUUCAUGCUUAAGUGGUCUGAGCUGAUGAACCAUUGUAGGAUAACAUGUUGGGAUGUUUCCAGGAAGUGUUCUUUUAUUAUUAUUAUUAAUAUUAUUACUAUUAUUUUGUAUUGUUUUUUUCUGCGCCUACAUGUGUACAUGUGUCCUGGUGUGGCGAUGUGUAUAGUAUAAGCAAUUCUUGUUCAGUUUUGUUAUCUUUUGUAUAGUUUUAAAUGUCUUUGUUUUUCUUUGAAACAUGUGCCUUGCUUUGUGAUUUUGGUCUGACUUCAAUACAGUAGAUGGAUAUGUAUAAUAUAAGGGCAUCACUCUCUUUUUCCAGUUUGCCAUCUUACUUGAUAUCUUGGUAUGAAAAUUAUGCUGCCCUCCCCAGCACCACAGAGUUGUGAUUUUUAAUCCAUAAACUCAGCCGACUGAAAUGAAACGUUCAGUUACUAGCAUAACCCUGGUUCUCUGAAAACCAGGAGAGGCAUUUCACUCUAGGAAGCACCCUCAUGGAAGCUCCGCUACCACUGCAUCAUUCUAAAGACAGACCAAUCACUUCAAGGAUAUGGGUCCCCCCCAACCCCUUUUGUAAUAGCCCCUGGCACCACACCAGAUACAGAAAUCAGUGUGCAGUUGGCUUGGAUGACAGAAAAUCUUCUACUUCUCCUGCUUUUGUGAAGAAAUAUGUUGUGGAUCUGUUGUGUUAGCAUGUUAAGUUUUACAUUAUCACAAUGUUUAAGAACGUUUUAGAAAAUAAACAUGGUUCUACCCAGUUAGCUGAGAGGAUCAAUGCCACUUUCAGAGUGAAGCCACAGAUACCAGCUGGUUAGUUAAGGUUUGCUUAAAAUUAAAGGACUGAAAACUCUCUGGAAAAGCUAGCUAGCUUCCCAGGGAAUAUUUUAUUUGUUUAAUUUGUACAAAAAUCGAUGUGUGAUAUCUACAGUUAUCUUCUGACAUAGCAGGAGUAGUUCUCUUCUUACAGUUUACAUUCAUAGUGCUAAGCUAAGCUAAACAGAAAACCACAGUCUCACAUGUUGUCCUCUCAAUUUGAACUCAUUAAAAGAAGAUAAGCAUAUAAACUGGUUAUAAAGACUGAACAAUGAGACAUAAGUUCAAGUUCGACUUUGCCCGAGACUCUUUGGUUUUCAUUCCAGCUAAAACUUUAGUGUAAGAAAUUUGCUAACCGCAGCUAACAACCAGUCGGAGGUAGUUUCAUGCUGAGUGUAACUAUCUCCAGGUCGAUGAUCGUUAACUUUUUUGUUGUCUAUGUUUUUUCUAAUUACAUAAUUGAAAUUUUAAACUUGUGCAAGACUGUUAAGAGUUUGUGAUAUUUUGCAUCAAAUGUACGCUGUGUAAAAAAUGUUUGCUUAAUUAUGCUAACCGUUAGCUGAAGGUAGUUCUGCUAAGCUACGCCAUGAGAGUGGUAUCAAUCUUCUGAUCUAGCUUUGAGUGAAAAAUCUAUCCCAACCCACUAUAUCCCUCAAAACAUGGACAACAAGAAAUAGUCCUAUCAUAAACAGUAAUGGCUCAAUUUCUUUUACAUCUUCUAAAGAUGUGGCUUAAGCACAUAAAUAUUUCUGAACUCCCUUAGCUUAGUUAAGUAAAUUGUUACUGAAAGUGAUUGAGCCAGCUGUCACCAGAUGUGUAGGUGCAUAUUUAUAUGAAAUUUAAUUUCUUCAUUUUUUCCCCUUGAGUUAUUUUUACCUUGUGUUUAAUCUGGUACCAAACUGUCCUCUGUUAGACAUUGUGGUGACAGAUGCUUGGUGGUCUGACCUUUGAGGGUUGGCUGUACUGUGUGCAGCUUACAGCUGAGACGCUUUCGCUUUUUCAUCCGCCAUCAUAUCAGAGAUAAAGGUUUGCCUUUUUAAAUCCUUCCUUAGGUUUCAUUUUGGUCAUCCUUCAUAUCGUAGGAAUUAUUCUGAAGUGUGUUUUGGUACUUGGGCGUUGGGGUGAGGCUACUAAGGUGAAAAAAAAACCACACACAGAUGGUCAAAUAAGCUGUGGAGAAAAAGUACUUUUCAUCCCUUGUUCUUCUUAACAAAAGAUGAAGCCAAACUGUUUUUAUUUGAUUUUCCGCCUGUGCUUAUCUGAAUAGACACCCGAGUGGUGUCUCCUCUGCUCUGCAGCGACUGUAUGCGAAUGCUUGAGAGAGUGUAUCAUGUGUUGCUCUGCUAUUGACUGUGUGAAAUCUGUGUGUGUGGGAGUGCGUGUGUGUUGUAGUGACUGGACAGUGGUGUGCUUGCAGUGACUGCAUCUUAUGGCCAUCUGCUCUGAAUAAAUAAAUGUUCUGUACAAACUU